AUGAGUGGCAUUCCAACCAAAGGUGAUGGAGAAAAGCAAGAAGAGAACCUAUUUGGACUCCUGAAGGUUGGCAGCACAAAUCGGAGCAUCUGGCUUGGAAAUCUUGGGAGGCAUAUUCCCUUGGAUUCAAAAGUCAAAGAAUCUACAUUCUCAAACACCGGAACAACAAUAGUACCAGCAGUAUAA
Oldenlandia corymbosa var. corymbosa is the source of this 186-nucleotide messenger RNA. The record is from the annotation of a GenBank genome assembly. NCBI's taxonomy places the organism in Eukaryota, Viridiplantae, Streptophyta, Magnoliopsida, Gentianales, Rubiaceae.